Morchella sextelata is the source of this 1380-nucleotide messenger RNA. RefSeq lists its product as uncharacterized. Lineage: Eukaryota; Fungi; Ascomycota; Pezizomycetes; Pezizales; Morchellaceae. The record is from RefSeq and is a predicted model, not a curated record. Gene Ontology annotation, molecular function: zinc ion binding; nucleic acid binding. The transcript is spliced from 3 exons. Bases 1 to 1380 code for a protein of 459 amino acids.
AUGAAGCGCAAAGUCAACCAUAAUCGUUUCCGCAAUGGGACAGCAAAGGUUAUCCAUGCGGUCACCUGUUUGGAGGAAAGAGCCCUUGAUCAGGUCAUACAACUUGUUAACACUAAUCCUGCUGACUUCUUUUCCUCCGUCACCUUCCUCGUCGCUUUCAUGGAUCGACUAGUGGAUAUACGGGAUUACGUUGCGUCGUCAUCCACACCAUACGACAUAUCCACCCCCGACCCACCUGUACCGGCCCCACCCAACGAUGUAGAAGGAUUCAGGCAGCAGGACGAGGCCGACUCUUUGGAAUUAUUCAACAACAUCGCCGCCCUCGUCCAGCUCGUCCGCUUCCAGAGGGAUACCCUUCAUACACAAUUCACCGCCGGCAAUGAAACCAUUGACAACCUCGAGGAGCGGAUAACCUGGCUCAAUCUCGACCUCAAUAUCGCCUGUGCUACCCCCGCCCCUACCGUCGCCAUCCCCGUUGCCACUGCUCCCCCACCUGCUACUGUCCCCGCCUUCAGGUCCGAAAAGUUUCCAGACCCCGAAAAAUUCGAUGCCACCCGUACCAAGCUCCCCAGAUUCAUCACCCAACUUCGAAUGAAACUUGAAGUCAACCAUGAUCGGUUCCGAGACGAGGCAGCAAAGGUUAUUUAUACCGUCAGUCGCUUGGAAGGAAGGGCCCUUGAUCAGGUCGUUCCACUCGUUAACGCUAACCCUGCCGCCCCCUUCUCCUCCGUCACUGCCUUCGUUGCCCACCUGGAAGCCUCGUUUGGAGAUCCAGACCCCCGGGGUACCGCCCGUCACCAACUCUCGCAAUUGCUCCGUAUUGUGGCAUACCUGGACUACAACGAAGGAGCCAAGAUCGAUGCCCUGGUCGAAGGACUAUCGGAAGACCUGAAGGACGCUAUGACCUACCGGACAGACAAGCCUAACACCGUCGAGGCCUAUGCCACCAUGUUGAUGACCAUUGACAAGCAGGUUCGGGGCCGUAAAGCUGAACAACGGGCCAUUCGGAAUACGAUGGAACAAUUUACCGCCCCCGCUGCUGUUGCACACCCAUCUCAUACCGCCGGAGGCCUCACCCCAAUGGACCUCUCCGCUCUCCAAAGCCGUCCCACUCAACGCCCUGCCAUCGAACAACGAUACACUUUUGUCAAUGGACAACGCAAAACCUCUGCCGCCGAAAAACAAUGGCGAAGGGACAACAAUCUCUGUAUGUACUGCGCUAACUCCGGUCAUAUCUUUGACAACUGCCCCUCUGCCAAUCGCCCGCGCGGUAACCAACCGGUUAUGAGAGGCACCCUCCUCGCACCCGGUCAUACGGCCAUCAAUCCCGCUGUUUCACCCCUCGCUAGUCCCGCCUCCUCCGAGUCGGGUUUUCAGUAG